This is a messenger RNA of Pseudoliparis swirei, 1466 nucleotides long. It is a transcript of the gene gadd45gb.1, whose product is annotated as growth arrest and DNA-damage-inducible, gamma b, tandem duplicate 1. Gene Ontology annotation, biological process: regulation of cell cycle. Lineage: Eukaryota; Metazoa; Chordata; Actinopteri; Perciformes; Liparidae. The record is from RefSeq and is a predicted model, not a curated record. The coding region runs from base 66 to 620 and encodes 184 amino acids. The transcript is spliced from 2 exons. Gene Ontology annotation, cellular component: cytoplasm; nucleus.
UUAAAGCAACUCUCCCCUCUCGCUCUCUCUUUUUGCGGAAUAUCUUCAACCUCUUCAUCUUCAUCAUGACUUUUGAGGAAGUUCUGAUCCAGAAACCCGCCGAGCGCGCUCAGUGCACCGGCAAAGCCCUGGAGGAGGUCCUGGUGUCGGCUCAGGACAACAUCACCGUCGGCGUCUACGAGUGCGCAAAAGUUAUGAACCUGGACCCGGACAGCGUGUCCUUCUGCGUCCUGGCCAUGGACGAGGAGUUCCAGUGCGACAUCGCGCUGCAGAUCCACUUCACGCUCAUCCAGUCCUUCUGCUUCGACAACGACAUCAGCAUCGCGAGAGUGAGCGACAUGCAGCGUCUGGCCGAGAUCGUGGGCGCCAAGGCGGCGCCGCUGGAAGACGCCCACUGCGUCCUCAUUACGGUACGUGGAGCUCCCGGAGCGAGGGGAGAGAGGGGGACGCAUGACGUCACAAGUGUAUGUGACGUCUUCUUUUCUUUCUGUUUGGUUGUCAAGCCGUGUCUCACGCCUCUCCCUCUCUCCUCCUGUGUGAACAGAACCCGGCUGACGGGUCUUGGGAGGACCCGGCUCUGCAGAAGCUGCACCUGUUCUGCGAGGAGAGCCGCAGUCUGAACGACUGGGUUCCUGAGAUCCUCCUCCCCGAGCGCUGAGCGGGGCCCUCAGCUCCUCUCGUGCACUCGAGAUGCUGCAAAGCUUCUUGUUGUUUUGGAAACACUCGUCCUCGAUGAAGAGGAAGAGCCCGUUUCUGCUCAUGGAUCCUCCUGAGGAGGAUUCCCGCCCCGGCAGCACGGCGCCGGGCCCCCGGAGGGGCCCACAUCCGGCCCGCGAGCCGUCGCCUCUCGUCCCGUCCAUGCCAAGAUGACUCUCAUUCUUUCUGUGAAUGAGGUCAGGUAUGCCACGAGAGCGACACAUCGGCCCUCAUUCUUUGUGCGGAUGAGGUUUGGAGAGGGAGGAGAUGCGAGCCGUGCGUCCUGCGGUCCCCGCAGAGCGCAUGCGCCGCACGUUGAAGCACGCGCAGCAGGAGAAGAAGCGGUGCUGAGGAGGAGGCGCCGGGCAGGAAGAAGACUUUCCUCCCGGCGUCCUCUUCGCUGAGCGACACGACGACACGUCGCCAUCGGCGGAAAUGUUUCCCACUUUCCAGAAGUGUCUUAAUUCUCUAAAGGUUUCACUUUAGAAAUUGACAAAAUAAUAUUCUAUAAAAAAAUACUUAAAUAAUUGAAAACAAAGUUUAUUCUCUAAAAGUUUCACUUUGGAAAAUAGAUAAAUAAAGUAAAUGAUGAGAAUGUGUUGGAGUGUCUUGUAAACAUUCACCUGCGGUGAAAACAAAUGUCAACAGAAUGAAACAUGUUGGACCUGAUGCUGUUGGAUCAAUGUUUGAAUUAUUAAUUAUAAAUCUUUAUAUCUGUGUCACUGUAGAAAUGGUUUGAAAUGCUCAAUAAAACAAAAAGUAAAUAUAUA